Molecule: messenger RNA, 675 nt
Organism: Lactuca virosa
Lineage: Eukaryota; Viridiplantae; Streptophyta; Magnoliopsida; Asterales; Asteraceae
Source: the annotation of a GenBank genome assembly
AUGUUCUCUAGCAAUGAAUGGGACGAAUGUAAAUUUUCCGGUAAGCCUAAAGGGAUCACCUCGUAUAAAACAGUGACAAGUGUCCAAAUUUGGUCCGGUGUGACACAAUGUUUAAAGGUGUUCUCCCCUUUGGUGAAAGUCCUUCAAAUGGUUGAUGCGGAUUGGAAGCCCUCAAUGGGUUUUGUUUACGGGGAGAUUAAAGUUGCAAAAGAAGAAAUUAUCAAAUCUUUGGGUGGAAACGAGAAACAUUACAAGCCUAUUAUAGAUAUCAUAAACACAAAGAUGAAAGGUCGGCUAGAUUCAACUUUACAUUUAACAUCUUAUCUUUUGAAUCCAUAUUAUCAUUAUAAGGAUCCACAACUCCAAUAUGAUCCCAAUGUAAUGGAUGCGGUUCUUGAUUUUUUUGAUACAUUAUUUCGUGGAGAUUUAGAGAUGCAAAGGCAAGUCGUAACUAUUGGCUUGCCAAAGUACAAGAAAAAAGUUGAUAGAUUUAGUUGCGAUCUUGCAAUUAAACAUUGUAAGGUGAACGAUGCCGACUUUGAUCCGGCUAGUUGGUGGGGACUAUUUGAUGGCACAACUCCUCAUUUGACAAAGAUUGCAAUGAUGAUUCUUUCUUUAACUAGUAGUUCAUCGGGUUGUGAAAGGAAUUGGAGCACAUUUGAUGUAACAACGUAA